Messenger RNA from Thermothelomyces thermophilus ATCC 42464, 1379 nucleotides. RefSeq lists its product as uncharacterized. Lineage: Eukaryota; Fungi; Ascomycota; Sordariomycetes; Sordariales; Chaetomiaceae. The transcript has a single exon. The record is from RefSeq and is a predicted model, not a curated record. The coding region runs from base 131 to 1357 and encodes 408 amino acids.
CACCCGAGGAACCCCCCAACAUUCCGUCUGAUCGGGAACUUGUGUUCUCCACACAGCAACUAUACACACACAGGACACAUCCCUCGACUGCUCUCAAGCAGCAGCAGAAACGCAUCACACACAGCUCAAGAUGGCUGCUCAAUAUCCCAGGAGACAACCCUCUAGCCAGUCCUCCUCCAGCCACGGCUCUCGCAGCAGGGGGAGUAACGACUCAUACGACUCGCAUUCUACCGCUCCUACCUCACUCUACUCCUCGCCAUGCCCCUCGGAUCUGAAGAGCUCACCGUCCUCCGCAGAGGCCGGCGCCUAUGCCGGCGCCAAGCACCGGCAGGCGUACGACUCGCGCGACGACGUCAGCCCCGCUACUUCGCUCUACCCGCGCUCGUCCGUCGAGACCUACGCCUCGACCACGGCUUCCCGCGAGGACCUGGACGCAGCGGAUCUCGACGAGACGGUCGACUUCGAGGACAGCUCCAUCCCGCCCCUGCCCGUCUACCGGCGCGAAGUCGUCGAGCCGUACGUGCGCCCGGCGACGCCCCAGGAGUUCGGCAAACUCUUCCCCUCGCUUAAUCGCCUGACGAUACGGCACGACGAGUUCACCUCGGAUGGGAACAUGAACCUGCGCAUCGACACGGUGGUGACGGGCCGCCGGAGGACAGCCAUCCAGCUCUUCCACCUGCGCAUGUACGACCUGGCGAAGCGGGAGUUCUCGUUGAGGCGGUACUCGCGCGACUCUGGCCGCGAGGUCUGCAACUCGAAGCGCAAGUUCACCGAGCCUGCCGUGCCGAGGCCCAACACGGCGGCGGACGAGCGGCCGACCCUGAAGCAGUCCAUGUCGACCGCCCUCAGGACGUUUGGUGGUGGGAAGCCGGUUCUGCGCCGCGCCAAAUCCGGCAUGACGGUGCAGGGACGCCCCGGCACGGGCUACUCGACGUGCGAAGGCGACGACGAGCUGGUCUUCGACGCCAGCAACCUGUCUCGCCUGUCGCUCGACAGCCGCCUGGUCCGGAGCAAGGCCCAGCGCCCGACGCCGACCAACACCAUCAAGCUGGAGUUCAGCAACUAUGCCCGCGUCGACGUCAACCGCCGCGGCGGAAAGGGCAGUAAGCGCUACGAGUUUGAGUGGUGGGGUCACCGGUACAACUGGAAGCGCGCCGUCGACAAGCAACUGGCCUUGGUUUCGUUCCACCUGAUCCGGGACGGCAACACGGGCGCGCCCGUCGCGCACAUCGUCCCCGAGACGAGGGCACCAACCCAAGUGUUUGCCGACGACAGUGCUGGCGGAUGGGUCCCUCCGUGCUUCAUGUGGAUCGCCGACGAGUCCGUCAUUGAUGCCGUCACGGACGUUGCCGAGUAAGUGAAACCCACCCUGUCUUCUU